Molecule: messenger RNA, 1606 nt
Organism: Zophobas morio
Lineage: Eukaryota; Metazoa; Arthropoda; Insecta; Coleoptera; Tenebrionidae
Product: saccharopine dehydrogenase-like oxidoreductase
Exons: 4
Coding region: 207-1508 (433 amino acids)
Biological process (GO): glycolipid biosynthetic process
Cellular component (GO): mitochondrion; plasma membrane; lipid droplet
Source: RefSeq, a predicted model, not a curated record
UGCUAUCUGUUAGCGUGUUUACAAGUGCGUUGUUCAAUCAAAUUAUAUACUAGUCUUUCAAUACGAAUUAUUUUUAUUAUUAUUUAAAAUUAGACCAGUAUCAAGUUGUAUUUGACCUUGCAUUGUUAAUUAUCCACCUGCGUUUGGCAUUGCAUUGUUUAUUUAUGUAUCGGUAUAUCAAAUAGGCACUACGCGACGGUUUAAAAAUGACACGUGCCAUAGACCUGGUCUUGUUUGGGGCCACCGGGUACACCGGUCAACGCGUAGUCCCCAUCCUCCACAAAUUCGCCCAAUCAACAACGCCCCCACUGACUUGGGGCAUCGCCGGCCGUUCCGAGCAAAAACUACAAGCUUUACGACAACAAUGUGAACAAGAAAUCGGAACCUCACUGAGUAAUAUCCCGGUCAUCGUCGCCGACGUUCACAACGAACCGUCUCUAAUCGAAAUGGCAAAACAGGCCCGCAUCGUUUUAAAUUGUAGCGGGCCUUACAGAUUCUACGGGGAGCCAGUAGUGAAGGCGUGCAUCAACGAACAAACUCACUAUGUAGACGUAAGUGGAGAACCCCAAUUCAUGGAAGAAAUGCAGCUGAAAUACAGCGAAAAAGCCAGACAACAAGGGGUGUAUGUUAUCAGUGGUUGUGGCAUCGAUAGCGUCCCUUCAGAUUUAGGGGUAGUGUUUUUGCAACGAAAGUUCCAAGGUACUUUGAACUCCAUUAACGUGUAUAUGGAAACGUGGGACGAGAAAGCCGUGGAAGGUCCCGUUAUGAAUUACGCCACUUGGGAGAGCGCUGUUCAUGGGCUAGCACACGCCAAGGACUUGGGGGCGGUUCGGAAGAAACUAUUUUCUAAUAAGUUGCCCGUUUUUGAACCAAAACUGCAAUCCAUAACCCGGCCACAUAGAACUAACCUGGCGCAAGGCUGGGCGGUACCUUUUCCAGGCGCGGAUCGCUCGGUCGUCAAAAGGUCCCAGCGCUUUUUUUACGAACAAGCCAAAAAGCGCCCGAUCCAAAUCGAGGUCUACUUUAUCCUUAAAUCCUUCCUCACUAUACCCAAACUGGCUAUAUCGAGUUUGAUUGUUCAAACUUUGGCACAGCACCAGCGUGGACGGGAACUUUUACUAGAAUAUCCUAAGGAAUUUAGUGGUGGAGUCUUCAAUAAGACUUCUCCAAGUGAGGAGAAAAACCAGAAUUCGCGUUUUUCGGUCACUCUGUAUGGCGAGGGGUGGAAAGAGGGGGUUGCUGAUGCCGACCAUCAGUAUGACGUUCCUCCAAAUAAAGCUAUAUGUGGAAAAGUCAAAGCUAGCAAUCCGGCUUAUGGUGCCACGUGUGUGUGUGUGGCGCUGUCUGCUAUUACUGUGAUCACUGAGACUGAAAAAAUGCCUCCUAGUGGAGGUGUGUACUCUCCGGGGUACGCUUUCGCCAAUACCACCCUUAUUGAGCGGCUUCAUGAGAAUGAGGUUACGUUCGAAGUGGUGUUUGAAAAAGAUUUGCUCAGUUCUAAAUACUGAUAUAUUUUUUUUAUUCAGGGUUUUUAUAUACCGUUGUUAUUAAAUUUUUCUAUUUGUUGGUUUUUAAAGACACAAAAUAAAAAGUUUGUUACAAUAAA